Symbiodinium sp. CCMP2592 is the source of this 3147-nucleotide messenger RNA. The record is from the annotation of a GenBank genome assembly. Lineage: Eukaryota; Dinophyceae; Suessiales; Symbiodiniaceae.
AUGAACAGCUCGAUGUCCGUGAGCCCAUCUGUGGCCAAGCUCACGAAUGCAAACGGGAUGACGCUGAAGGUCCUUGCAGCGAUCCUGCGCAACGCGCCCUACAAGACGCUUCCUUUUGGGGACGCUCGGAGCUGGCCCUUCUUCUACAAGGGCUCCAGUGGUGAGAGGGCUCAGUCCAUGGGGUACCUCAGCGUCGCAGCCAGCGGGGAUGCUUUUUGGGGCGUCACCUGCCCGCCCGGAGCUGUGGUGGUCUCGGAGGAGAAGACGCUCCCCCACUGCCUGGACAUCCGCGCUUCGGACUCACAGGAGGUCCUGUCAGCCUACUCGGGCUCAGCGACGUGUCCUUCUGGCUAUGCCAUCAGCGGAUGGUACAACCUGCCUGGCAUCAAGGUGAAAGGCAACCAGCUCGCAGGAGGCCCGCAAAAUUGGACUGAGCUCAAGGUUUUCUGUCGGAGGACAAGUCUCAUUGGCUUCUGUGACCAACCAUCAAAGCCACAUUGCUCCACGGGUCACAUUGUGAAUGCCGUCAGCUACAGUCAGAACCAGUUCAAGCUGGGCUGCUGUCGUUUCCUUUGGCCCAUGGGCGCAUCGUUGUUGCCCCAGGGGCGGGUCGCGAGACCGUAUCUGAGCUUUGAGGGCUACUACUGCCCCACAGAAAUGGGCUCGACAGGCUCACCCCUCUACGCGAAGACUCCGAUGGGGGCUCUGGGUCAGCCGGGCACCUCCUCGGAUUUUGACUUCACGCUGUCUUGGGACAAGUUCAGUGGGGAUUGGAAUCUGCGCAAAGGGACGGAGACAGUGUAUGCGGUCCACAGCAAUGCCCUCUCGCCCACCGAGAUCCUCAACGGCCCGUUCUCGGCGACGUCCAUCACUUCCCUGACAUCGGAGACGCAGCCGGAGGUCAAGAGCAAGCGUUCUCCGAGGAAGCCCACGUAUCCAACGCUGCAGGAAUUCACAGCCACGGAGCCCGACUACAAGGACUACUGCAAUCCCAAGAUUCUGGAGCAUCCCCAGCUGUUCAAGGGCAAAGUCUCUCGCACGAACCCGUGUUACCACACUUUCAAUGCCGAGAUGGUGCAGGGCAGCGAAGAAAAGGGCAUCUCCGAGAGAUCGUUUUGGAGCUGCAGCAUGCGGUCAAAGGCGCGCACCCGCAUGAAGGGCACUGCCGAUGUCCAGCAGCAGGAGGAGGCACAAAACAUCGCCAAGAAGCAGCGUGCGCUUCUUAUCACGCAGCUAGCUUUGGAGCUGACCAGCGCAAUCGUGGGAGCAAUCCCUAUCGGAAAUCACGGGACCUCGGGCAAAACAGGGGAAGAGAACGUGGGCAAUGAGAUGAAGAACGACAUGAUCGACGAGGAAGUGCAAGCCGGGCAUGAAAAGCAAGUGGCCGAAAUGGGCGAGCAAGCAGAUCCAAUCCAGAAAGUCGACGCUGAUGAAGAAGGAGGGUGGGACGAACUCCCGUUUCAUGAUUAUGAUGAGGAUGAGCAGUUCUCAGAGCAAGACGCUGAUAUCGGCAAGAAAGAGGCCGAGAAAGUCAACAAGAAAGAGCCGCGAUCCAAACAGGCCUGGAAUGGACUCGUCAACUUCAAAAACCGGUUUUCGCAGGAUAACCUCGAAGACGGGUUCGCCGCAUUUGCCAAAGUCUUCGAAAUCGCUCAAGCGCCGUGGAAGUCGUCGUCCUCGGAUUCGAGCUCCGAAAGCAUGCUCAGCCGCCUUAAGGAGAUCAAAGCGAAGACGUUGCCCACGUACGAGGAAACAGAUGACCAAGUCCUGUACAACAAGAAGCUUGUCGAUGCGGACUGGGCAGAUUGCUUGCCUUUGCAAUACGGGCUGUCGAAGGUGAUGUGCGACCUCUUUUGCCUACAGGACUCCGUCCGUGCUGGAACCUCUGCAGUCUUGGAGAGCCUCCAGGACUCGCACAAUAUCCUGAUGCAGAAUCUGGAGGCCUUGCUUGACUACCAGACGAGCUACAUCCUUUGGGCUCUCUACAGCGCGGCUGCUUCGGCGAAGCAGGAUGCCGAUGGUCAAGACGAAGCGCUGCCAGAAGCCAGCGCCCUGCUUGCAGGGCUGCGGCAGAUCGACUUCAAGGACGUGCAGGCGACGGCGCCCAGACUUUCUCGAGACAUCCUCCAGUGGCAUCAAGCAACAGGAGAGAAUCUCUACAACCGCCUAGCGUCCCUGACGGUCAACGCCUCCAAACAGAGCUGGCCCUUGCGUGUGAAGGCCGCCCGUGGCAUGCUGCACCACUUCCAGGCAAGCUUUCAGCAGCGCCUACGGCUUGGAGCCACCGAAGGCCCAAUGGCAGACAAGAUGCGGCUCUUGCGGGAGGACGCGGCGUCGCAGCACAAACUCACAAUCAAGGCUCAGAUGUUGAAGUUCGACCUCAGUUUGGAGUCUUCGCCUUCGUACCUGGUCGAAGCCCUCCUGCGAUGUCACGAGAAGCACAGCACCUACGUGAUGCUGCAUUCAAAAGCGCUGCACCAAACGGACUCAGCUGUGGCCGCAGCACAGAACUUCACGAAGUGUGACGCUGAUACCCAGGCCCUGCAGCAAGCCUGGCAACUGGCUGUCCGAGCAGAGGAGCGGAGCCAGGAGGUCUUGAUCGAGGCAUGGGCGGCCACCGUGACCGGUGCGGACAGCAUUGCAACGGCCUUGAAAGAUGAGCAGCUCCUCUCCUUCUUCGGGGAUGAGCAGCUCCUUUCCUUUCUUGGAGAGUGGGCCAAGGACGUGGAGGUGGAGGUGACCUGCCAGAACGCCACAGUGCUGGCUUUGCAAAGCCAGGCUCUUGCCGCCACUGCUCUGGAUCGCACGGCGUGGGCGUUGAUGCAGGAGGUGGUCACUUUCCAGGCCUUGGCGCUCUACCAACAGCAGCAGCUGAAGAAGAAGCGCUUAGAGCAUGUGGCCCUGCCAGAUACCUGGGAGGCGCUGAAGAUCGCCCUCCUGGCUGCGGCGGACCCCAGCCAGCCCCUGGGGCAGAGGCUGGCCGCGUCAGCGCUGCAGGCGCUCGGCUCGGAGUUCUGCCCAUCGCCGCCGGGCUGCGCCCACGGAAUUGUCGUGGGCAGCAAAGUGGGCGGCGCCGUCCCCUGCGCGCACGCCGGGGACGGAGCACAUGUGCUGCCCAAGCACUUUGCCUCCAAGCUCAUUCAGGAG